CGGUCAGUGCGCGCGCGUCCUGCGCUGCCUUCCCGGGCGCGUGUCAGAGACCUGCGCAUUACUCCUUGCCGAAAGAAUUUACAGAAAUCUGCAGCCAUGCCAUCAGAUCUUGCUAAGAAGAAAGCUGCCAAGAAGAAGGAGGCUGCUAAAGCUCGACAGCGUGCAAAAAAGCCUGACGAGGUGAACGGAGAUGGAGAGCUUCAAGAUGGCCCAGCGAAUGAUGCUGAAACUAAUGGAGAGGUGAAUGGAGAUGUUGCUGCUUUGUCCAAGGAGCUGGAUGAGUUUGAGAUGCGUAAGAUAGAGGCACGGGCAGUAACAGGUGUUUUGGCCUCCCACCCCAACAGCACAGAUGUUCACAUCAGCAGUCUGUCUCUCACCUUUCAUGGACAAGAGUUACUGAGUGACACGAGCCUGGAGCUCAACUCUGGCAGGCGUUAUGGCCUCAUUGGCCUUAAUGGCACAGGUAAGUCAAUGCUGCUGUCUGCCAUUGGCCACCGAGAAGUUCCCAUCCCAGAACACAUAGACAUUUUCCAUCUGACACGUGAGAUGGCCCCGAGUGAGAAGACAGCGCUGCAGUGUGUAAUGGAGGUUGAUGAAGAGAGGAUAAAGCUAGAGAAGGAGGCUGAGCGACUGGCUCAUGAGGACUCAGAGUGUGAGAAGCUGAUGGAGAUCUAUGAGCGUUUAGAGGAGUUGGACGCAGAUAAAGCUGAAGUUCGAGCUUCACGAAUCCUCUUUGGACUCGGUUUUGCCCCUGAUAUGCAGCGAAAAAAACUGAAAGACUUCAGUGGAGGCUGGAGAAUGCGUGUGUCACUUGCCAGAGCGCUUUUCAUAAAGCCCUUCAUGCUGUUGUUAGAUGAACCUACUAACCACCUGGAUCUGGAUGCCUGUGUGUGGCUAGAAGAAGAACUUAAGUCUUUUAAGCGAAUUCUUGUACUCAUCUCACAUUCUCAAGACUUUCUCAAUGGUGUGUGCACAAACAUCCUUCAUCUCCACCAGAGGAAGCUCAAGUACUACACUGGGAACUAUGACCAGUAUGUAAAGACCAGGGAGGAGCUGGAGGAAAACCAGAUGAAGCGGUACAACUGGGAGCAGGACCAGAUAGCUCACAUGAAGAACUAUAUUGCCCGUUUUGGUCAUGGUUCUGCAAAACUAGCCCGCCAAGCUCAAAGCAAAGAAAAAACACUGCAGAAAAUGGUAGCCUCUGGCCUAACAGCUCGAGUGAUGAAUGAUAAGACUUUGUCAUUUUAUUUUCCUCCUUGUGGGACAAUUCCUCCUCCUGUUAUCAUGGUGCAGAAUGUCAGCUUCAGAUACUCCAGUGACACACAAAUUAUUUAUAAGAACUUGGAGUUUGGCAUUGACCUGGACACACGGGUUGCACUUGUGGGUCCCAAUGGGGCAGGGAAAUCCACACUUCUCAAGCUGCUGAUGGGAGAGCUGCUCCCUACAGAUGGAAUGAUAAGGAAACACUCACAUGUCAAGAUUGGCAGGUAUCACCAGCAUCUGACUGAGCAGCUGGAGCUCGAUCUGUCUCCUCUGGAGUACAUGAUGAAGUGCUUCCCAGAAAUCAAAGAGAAGGAGGAGAUGAGGAAGAUCAUUGGACGUUAUGGCCUGACAGGGAAGCAGCAGGUCAGUCCCAUCAGGAACUUAUCUGAUGGCCAGAAGUGUCGGGUGUGUUUCGCCUGGCUAGCAUGGCAGAAUCCACACAUGCUGUUUCUGGAUGAGCCAACCAAUCAUCUGGACAUAGAGACUAUUGAUGCUCUGGCUGAGGCCAUCAAUGAGUUUGAAGGAGGAAUGAUGCUGGUUAGUCACGACUUCAGACUUAUUCAGCAGGUGGCACAGGAAAUUUGGGUCUGUGAAAAGCAAACCAUCACCAAGUGGAAAGGGGACAUUUUAGCUUACAAAGAGCACUUAAAAUCAAAAAUUGACAAACAGACUCAUGAUAUAUAAAGACUGGACAAUGUUAUUUACCAAGGACUGACUUCCCUCCUGUUUCCCAAAGGUGCUUGACCGAAGGAAUAUUGAGAACUCUCAAGAGCAAUCGUUCUCUGGUUAUAUCUUCUAAUGCACUCCUCAGAUUUCCCAGCAUCAGAACGUCUGUUUUAUUCAAUAUUGUAAAGGCAAUAAUGGUUAAUUGAAAAAAAUGGAGAACAUCACAGUAACAUCAACAUUAUCAUUCAGGAAAAAACUCUGAAUAUGCCACGUCAACCCUUAACAUCACCAUCCCGACAAUGAAUGGAAACAUAAAAUAUGUUUAAACUGAACAGUGUGAUCUAAACUUCAGUAAUGCAUUCAUGUGAAUAUAUACUUCCACAUUCCUGUUACUUCCUCAUUGUUUUAAUGCAAGAUGAGCUGGGGUAUUUAUUUAGGUGAAACCGGUCUAGGAAAAAGUCAUGUCACACUUUGCAUAAAUCUAUAAAAAUAAUUUUUCACUUCUCUUUCCUUUGACUUAUUACCUGCUUUAUCAGAGCUCAUCACAGCGGAAUGAACCGCCAUUUACUCUGGCAGUUGUUUUACACAUGGGAUGCUUUUCCAGUCGCAACCCAGCACUGAGUACAACCUCCAGUGAUGGGAAACACCCACACACUCACCUAUUCACAUUCUAUGGACAAUUUAGUUGAUCAAGUUCACCUAUAUCACAUGUCUUUGGACUGUAGAGGAAAACACUCUGAGGAAACCCACAUAAACAUGCGGGAAACAUGCGCACUUCACACAGAAAGGCCUCCUGGCCCAGCUGGUUCUCGAGCCAGAGGCCUUCUUGCUGUGAGGUGACAGUGCUAACCCCUUAAUCACCAUGCCGCCCAUAAAGAGAAUCUUAUUGUAGCAGUGUAAUGAGGAAUGAGGAAUCUAUAUGGUUUCUUAAUAUUUUGUAAUGUAGCCAACGUCAAACACAAAACCAGACUCGUUUCACAAUGAGAUACAUUUAUCAUAUCUAGUGAGAAGCAGCUCUCUUUCUCAAAAAAUACCCAGUCAUACAGUUUUCCGUUGUUAGGAAAUGUUGCAACUGAUACAGUGUCUAAGUAUGUAUUUCUAACUUAGCUAUACUUUAGGAUAAAAACUUAUUUACUAAUGUGACAAGAGCCUCUAUAAGAGAUCUUGUCCCCCAUUUAGAAAGGGAAACACAUGUGUGUGCAAUGUCAAAACCACCAGUCUUGUGGUUGCGCAUCUGCAUCUGUCCAGAGCACUCAGUCUGUUUUCGUUGUAUUAUUAAUAAUUAGUUUAUCCUCUGAAAAAAACUGAGUAUCAUGUUUGAUCACAAGGGUAAAUGUCAUAUGUCAUUCUCUUCCACCUACACUCUUAAACAACACAUACCCUUUCUAAAGCUUUUAGACUGCAGGUAUGUGUUGGGUUUCAAUGAGAUGACGAAUUAUCAAGCAUGUAAAAAAAAAAAAACAACUACGCCCUUGCUUUCACAACUAUAAGAUUUCAUCUUUACUGACAGCAAGAUAAACAUUGCUUCCUCGUUGAAGUCGCAGAUACUUCUAAACUUUUCUGUGCAGUGCUCCAUCUUUUUGCGAUGAAGGAAACCAAAAACUCUGCAGUCAAAUUCCUCCUAAUUCUCAUCAUUGUACAAGGAGCCAUGGGCCGUGCGAUUGAUUCAUUGGAACAGUCUUCAGGGGACAUCAGUUGGUCAGGAUCUGGGGAAGGAGCCCAAGGCCUAGAUCAAGUGAAAUCAGUCAUCAUAGGACCUGAAUUAAUGCAGGAACAAAAUGAAAUCCCGGACUACUGAUUGAAGAAGACACUGCCUGCCCAACAUUAAGAUUCUUCAAAAUAAUUCAUUGAAAUUACAGUUUCUAAGAGAUGACAUAAAUAUAUCUAAUUUGAUUCUACCCUUAAUGAGUAAAUGCAAAAUUAAAGCUAACAUUUUAAAGUGUUUGAGAUUAGAUAUUGACUUAUAUUGUCUGAUCGCUUCAAUAAAAGGCAGUCAAAUAAUGA
Molecule: messenger RNA, 3933 nt
Organism: Danio aesculapii
Lineage: Eukaryota; Metazoa; Chordata; Actinopteri; Cypriniformes; Danionidae
Gene: abcf2b
Product: ATP-binding cassette, sub-family F (GCN20), member 2b
Exons: 17
Coding region: 97-1947 (616 amino acids)
Molecular function (GO): ATP binding; ATP hydrolysis activity
Source: RefSeq, a predicted model, not a curated record